UCGCGGUAGGUAGGUAUUACAAAAUACAACAAAAAUAUUUCAAAUUUCAAUGUAUUUGUGAUAAUAUUGUGAAAUAUGGAUUUGGCAAGCAAAAUAAGUAAGGACAGUUCGCGAGCUGCGUGUAAGAAGUGUGGUUAUGCGGGACACUUAACUUUCCAAUGUAGAAACUUUAUCAAAGUAGAUCCAAAUAAGGAAAUUGUAUUAGAUGUAAGCAGUACAAGUAGUGACAGUGAGACUGAGUAUGCCACCCCUUUGCAAACCUUAAGAGAAGCUGAACUGCGCCAGAAGUUACAUGAAAAACUUCUAAAGGCAAAAGAAAAGAAAAAAAGCAAGAAAAGGAAAAGAUCGAGAUCUUCAAGUACAUCAUCAACAAGUUCAAGUUCAUCAUCAUCAUCAGAUGACCGCAGUUCAAAGAAAAAAAAGAAACACAAGAAAAAAAGUAAAAAGUCGAAGAAACACAAAGAGAAGAAAAAAAGUAGAGAUUAAUGCUAUAAGAUUAAACAUAAGUUUUAUUGACUUAUCAUUGUAACAUUGCUCAUAUUGAAAUGUUGUUGUAUUUUUAUUUUAAAGGACAAUAACGAUCAUUUUAAUAAAAAAAUAUUUCAUGUAAGAGAUUACUUAUGGAUUCAAUCAUAAAAAUAAUGUUAGACCCUGUCUUAGUAGUCUUGUUCCUGACAACACUGUAAAACUUUUUUUGCCAUUUAA
Messenger RNA from Aricia agestis (brown argus), 705 nucleotides. RefSeq names its product protein SREK1IP1-like. The record is from RefSeq and is a predicted model, not a curated record. The coding region runs from base 76 to 486 and encodes 136 amino acids. The transcript has 3 exons. Gene Ontology annotation, molecular function: nucleic acid binding; zinc ion binding. NCBI's taxonomy places the organism in Eukaryota, Metazoa, Arthropoda, Insecta, Lepidoptera, Lycaenidae.